Chelonia mydas (Green sea turtle) is the source of this 8452-nucleotide messenger RNA. RefSeq names its product NACHT, LRR and PYD domains-containing protein 3. Lineage: Eukaryota; Metazoa; Chordata; Testudines; Cheloniidae. Gene Ontology annotation, molecular function: protein binding. Gene Ontology annotation, cellular component: cytoplasm. The record is from RefSeq and is a predicted model, not a curated record. The transcript has 7 exons. Bases 1352 to 3715 code for a protein of 787 amino acids.
AGCGCUGCAGAGAAGCUGGCAGAUGACAUUUUGGCUAUGAACCAGGCCGCAGGGCUGGGUCUCUGGGAGUGUCUGUUUGCUCUGCAAAGCAGGUGGGCUCACCCCAAUCUCCAUGGGAUGGUGGAGGAACUCAUUCAGAAUGGUAAUGUACCCAUUGCACAGAAUGGGGGACACAUGAAGUGGGGGGCAUAGGCGGUGGGUAUAAUAGGCAGCUGGUACCGUGGUAUGCUGGGUUGCAGGUUUUUGCUUAUUAUUAUGCGCCAUGCAGACUCUGGGGCGGCUGCGGAGGCAGUAUCUGCUAUUCAGCUUCCUGGGUUCAUCAGUCAUCUCCUUGGACUCCAGGAAGAUGACUGAUGAACGUGUGAAGCUGAGUAGCAGCUACCGCCUCCGCAGCCGCCCCAGAAUCUGCAUGGUGCACAUAACAAGCUCAGCGUUCUUCCGCUGGGUGGCUGGGGGUCUCGGGACAGGAGGCACGCCGCAUUUCUCAUUCUCUGGCUGGCGCAGCUGGGGUGGUUGGGGAUGGCCCAGGCCAGCUCAGGGCUGUUCAGGCUGGCUCAGGGCUGUGGCGGCUGGCCAGCAUGACUUGGGCCAGCCCGGGCUGGCUUGGGGCGGCUGGGUUGGCCUGGGGCCAGGCCGGUGCUCGGGUCAGCCGGCCAGUGUGGCUUGGGUUACUCAGACUGGACCAUCUGGGGCCGUCCCGGGGCUAGGGUGGCUGAGGCCAGGCUGGGGCUGGGGUGGCUGGGUCCAGCCCGGGGUUGGGCCAGUCGGCCGGCAUGGCUGUGGCUGCUCGUGCUGGACCGGCUGGGGCUGGCCAGUGUCUCGGGUCAGACAUCCGGUGCGGCUGGGGCUGGCCUGGGGCUUGGGUCGGCUGGCUGGUGUGGCUGGGGCUGGAAUCAUAUGAUCAAGUGACCAGAGAGCUGGGGAAAAGCGAGUGUGACCAGAGCUGGCCAUAAGCAGAGAGAAAGAAGGAUCUUUACAGAAGAGGGAACCCCUUUUGGAUUGAUAAGGAGCCUGUAGAGAGAUUGCUGGGCAGAGAGCAGCUCCUACAGUGCAGUGAUGAGCAUGAAAAGAGAACAGCAAAUAAAUGGUCUGGAGACAGAGGACUGUGUCCUGAUCUCAGACAUGGCUUCAUGUCUGCACAAGGGUGGGAGCUGGUUUUACCAGCCAUGUGGAGAUGAGCCCAGGGUACCUGCGGUCUCUCUCUCAUAGUAGGGAAGAAACAAGAUUCAGUUGUAAUAAAUAUAAAAGGGACACUCGGUGUUGCAUUGCUGAUGUUAAAUAAAGAGGUAAAACUAAGAUCCCAGAACAGUGAAAUGUGAUGGUAUUAAGGCCAUAUUUGUAACAGUAACCCAUGUCGCACAACAGUGUAGUCUGCGCCUUCUCUCUCUCUCUCUCUCUCUUUCUAGGUCAAAAUUUGUUACAGGAAAAUCUCCUGAAUGAAAAUGGGCAUGCUCUUGAUGCCGAACUGAAAGCUUGUCAAGUAGAGCACAAAGCCAAACUCUGUGAUCUCACAGGGAUGAUGAAGGAAAACAAGAUGCCAGGGCGAUCUGAAGGGCAGAUUUUCCCCAUCUCUAACCGAUACGUGGAGCUCAAGGUCAUCUCAGACCGUCACUUCAAGAAGCAGACACACCAGGAGCACGAGGCCCUAGCAGCAGCUGGGGAGCUGAAUGAAUAUCGCCUCCAGAGAAGAAUAAAGAGUAAGCUGGAGCGCAUCACCCCUGACCGACUCUUCCGCUGGUGCUUUCGAACCCACCAUGUCCCCCUGUCUGUGAUGGUGAGCGGAGUAGCUGGCGUAGGCAAGACAACCCUGGUGCAGAAAUUCAUCUUUGACUGGGCAACGGGGAAGCACUACCAGAAAUUUGCCUUUGUUUUCUUCUUCAAGUUCCGGGACCUGAACACUAUUACUGAGAAGAGAAGCCUAGAGUCUCUGAUCUGUCAAACAUAUCCACACCUCCAGGACAAGCUCCCAAGAGUCCUGGAAGACCCUGAGAAGUUGCUCUUCAUCUUUGAUGGCUUGGAUGAGAGCAAGACUGAUUUGAAAUUAAGCAGAGGUGGAUCCCAGGAGCUGUGUAUGAACCCGGGGGAUGUGAAGCCAGUUACUGUGAUUGUCGCCAGCCUGCUGAAUCAGACUCUGCUGAAGGGAUGUUCUGUGCUGCUGACCAGCCGCCCCAGCAAGUUGACCAGUUUGGAGGCUGGAAUCUUCCAUAGGGUGGCCAGUAUCGUGGGCUUCCUCUCCAAGGAAAGGGAAAGAUACUUUUCCAUGUUCUUUGGAGAUGAGCGAGUCUCCAGAGAGGCCUUUGCAUAUGUGAGGGACAGUCAGGUUCUGUACACACUGUGCUACAACCCGUCUUACUGCUGGAUCACAUGCAUGGCCCUGAAACCCUGCUUCAUUGCCAGGGCAGGGAGACCACAGCCUGCACCCAAAACAGUGACCCAGCUCUUUGUCAGCUACGUCACCCAUAUUAUGGCCAAUCACACCCAGGAGCGGCCGGAGCCUCAGAGGAUGCGAGAUACUUUGGUAAAGGUUGGGUGGUUGGCUGAAUACGGCAUCACAAACCACAUUCUAGUCUUUGAUCUGAAGUAUUUACAGGAUUUCAAUGUGGAGUUUUCUCCCUUCCUCAGUGGCUUCUUGGUGGAGAACCCUCAAACUGAUGACUCUGCCCAGGUGACCUACUCCUUCCUUCACCUCACCAUCCAGGAGUUCUUUGCUGCCCUCGUGCAUUACCUCGAUUACAAGGAGGACAAGUUCAGAGACACAAUGGAUAAAGCCAGGUCCUGUAAGGAAGGUGAUUAUGAGAUCUUCUCUCGCUUCCUGGCUGGGCUCUCCCAUCCUGCAACCAAGAUGCCCCUGGAGAAAUAUGUGGGGAAGUUCUCUGCAGAGGCAACUCGCAAGGUUAUUGGGUGGCUCAGUGAGAUGAACUAUGAGGAGCUGCAAAGCCCAGAAGAGCCCAAGGGGAAGAGGAGGCUGAUGAAUGUAUUAAAUUUGUUUUUUGAAUCCCAGAACAGCCAACUUGUGCAUGAUGUUGUGGGUAAAGCUGCCCAUAUGGACUUCUCCGACUUAUACCUCAUGCCGGUGGAUUGCACGGUCCUUGCUUAUGUGUUGAGUUGCUGUGAAGAAAUACAGCGCCUAACCCUAGAUUCCUGCUUCAUCCAGAACGAGGGCCUGGAGCGACUCAGACCGGAGCUGCACAAAGUCAGAGAACUGAGUCUCCUGGAUAAUGAUCUGAAGGAUCCUACAAUGAAGGAUAUUUGCAAGGCCCUAAAGCACCAGAACUGUAGGCUAGAGGCUCUGAGCCUAGGGAAGAAUGCGUUCACUGAACAGUGCUGUGAAGAACUGGCAUCUGCCCUCGCGGGAAACCGGACCCUCCUGAGUCUUGACCUCAAGAAGAAUAAACUGCGGACAGGGGGCCUUUCUUACCUAUCAAGGGUGUUUGAGUCCCCAGAAUGCAAGAUUCAGAAAUUAGGCCUCCAGGAAACUGGUUUGUCAGAUGAAUCCUGCGGGGCACUCUGCUCUGCUCUCUCCCAAAACUCCACCCUCCUGCAUCUGAACCUGAGUGCGAAUAAUUUCACUGAUCGGUGCGCUGAAGACAUGCAUCUCCUUAUCCUGACGUGCCCCAGCCUCACCGAGAUCAGGCUAGGCUUGAGUGACUUCUCUCCAGAGGUGGAAAAGCAGCUGAAGAGCCUGCAGAGAGAAGGGCUGGACAUUCAUUUUUAAAGACCAGAGCUCUGCUGUUCCCUGCUGUGAAAGCAGCACUGGACGCUACUGAUGCACUGCCUGGUGCAGCGUCUACUGCCUGUGAUUCAUUGCGAGGGGUGAUAGCAGCUGGAGAGUAAAGCACACUGCAUAAGACAUAUAGGGCCACAUUGCAAAGAAACUCGGGCCAAUCUCCUAUGAUGGAUCUGCUGAGCUGGGGACUACAACUCCCAUCAGUCCCCUCUGCACAUCCCCUUCCUCCUGGCCAGGUAAGUAAGUGGCUGCAGGAAAAUGAAACAGCAGCUGCAUGGCAAGCAGGGAGUUGGAGAGAAGCUGAAUUCAGAGUGGAGUUCCCAGGAACCAUAUGUGCGGAACACAGCCAUGUGUGGAACCGGCUGUGACUGUCCGACAUGACAGCGGGUGCAGGUCUGUGUGGGACUUAUGGGGGAGCAGCAGCGGCUGGGCAGGAACCCAGCACGGAGGGGUUCCAAUGACAGACACCAACUGAGCCUGGCCUGGAAACCUACAAGUUCCUAUUUGCUUAGAAUAGAGACUGGACUGGACAGGGCACCCCAGCACAAGGCGGGAUGAGCCCUGACUCUUGAUUGGACUGCCCCAAGGGCCCAAACGUUUACUGCUAUCGUUUCCUUUGAACUGUAAUUGUUUAAGCCUCUGUACCUAGGGUAUUUACAACUUUCCUUUGCUGCUGGCAUUUCUAAAGCAUUUCUGUUCUUAGUAUGAAAAUUAUGGUUCCCUCUUUCUACUAACAACCCUAUUCAGCUGCGGAAGGACCCUCACUUCCUGGCUACAAAUCCAGCAUUUUAAAAGUCUCCCAGGCCUCUUGCCCUUCCUCCAGGGUCAAGGCAAGUUCUGAUUUGAGCAUCUAUUUUUCUUGGAUUUUAGGGGUAGAUUACAUGUUAGAUCGUGUUAGAGAGGAUAAUAAGGUGAUAAGUAACGGUCAACUUGGAUUUGUUAAGAAGAAAUCAUGUCAAAUCCGUCUACUAUCCUUCUUUGACACAGUAACAAGCCUUAUGGAUUGGGAGGGGAAGCUGCAGAUGUGAUAUAUCUCGACUUUAGUAAGGCUUUUGAGACUGUCUCACAUGACCUUUUCAUAAACAAAAUAGGGAAAUACAGCCUGCUGUAAGGUAGGUGCACAACUGGUUGGAAAACCGUACUCAGAGAGUACUUAUCAGUGGUUCACUGUCAAGCUGGAAGGGCAUAAUGAGUGGGGUCCUGCAGGGAUCUGUCUUGGAUAUGUUUCUAUUCACGAUCUUCAUAAAUGAUUUGGAUAAUGGCAUAGAGAGUAGACUUAUAAAGACCGUGGACAAUACUAAGCUGGGAGGGGUUGCAAGCGCUGUGGAGGACAGGAACACAGUUCAAAAUGAUCUUGUCAAACUGGAGAAGUGGUCUGAAAUAAAUAGGAUGAAAUUCAAUAAGGACAAAUGUAAAGUACUACCCUUAGGAAAGAGUAAUCAGUUGCACAAAUACAAAAUGGGAAAUGACUCCUGAGGCAGGAGUACUGUAGAAAAGGAUCUGGGAGUUAUAAUGGAUAACAAACUAAAUAGGAAUCAAUAAUACCGCAGAAAAGUGAAGGUCAUUCUGGGAUGUAUGAGCAGGAGUGCUGUAAGAAAGACACAAGAAGUAAUUAUUCCACUGUACUCAUCACUGAUAAGGCCUCAACUGGAGUAUUAUGUCCAGCUCUGGGCAUCACACUUCUGGAAAAAUGUGGACAAAUUGGAGAAAGUCCACAGGUGAGCAACAAAAAUUAUUAAAGGGCUAGAAAACAUGAUCUGUGAGGAAAGAUUGAAAAAACUGGAUUUGUUUAGUCUGGAGAAGAGAACACUGAGUGCGAGAUAUAACAUUCGUCAAGUAUGUUAUAAAGAGGAGGGUGAUAAAUUGUUCUUCUUAUCCACUGAGGCCAGGACAAGAAGUAAUGGGCUUAAAUUGCAACAAGGGAGGUUUAGAUUAGAUAUUAGGAAAAGCUGCCUAACUGUAAGGAUAGUUAAGCACUGGAACAAGUUACCUACGGAGGUUUUGGAAUCUCCAUCACUGGAGGUUUUUAAGAGCAGGUCAGACAAACAUCUGUCAGGGAUGGUCUAGAUCAGGGGUGGGCAAACUACAGCGCGCAGGCCGCUUCCAGCCCGUGAGAUGUUUUCACCUGGCCUUUGAGCUCCUGCCGGGAGUGGGGUCAGGGGCUUGCUGCGCUCCGCCCGGUGCGCCCGACUCAGUGAUGAGCAGUUUGACUUUGAGCAUCAUCUUCCGUGACGAUUGUUGUGGCACACAGAAGAGCCACAUUGCGCAGAUGCAGCUUCACCAUCCCUACGCAGCAUUGCGCCAGAUCCCCUCUCGGUCUCCUAUGGCCCCACCCUUGAGAGCCUUGAGUGGAGGGAAAGCGCACAGGGGCCGCAGCUGCACCCAUCCUAGCUUGGGUGCCUCCGCAUGUGGCAUUGCUGCCUUGGCGUCACACUGCCCGCAAGGCCCCUAGGAGUCCCUGGUACUGCCCCGUAGAGCCCCCCAUGUGCCACACCUCAUGAGUCCUCUCGCCAUACCUCAGUAACGUCCCUAACAUCCCUUACAAACUUUCAAUGAACACAACAGUGCAAACAGAACUCAAAAUUACAACAGUAAGAACAUUUUGUGUGGGAGGCUGGGGCAUAAAGUUACAGGUGUGUUUACACCUGCCUCUGCCUCUUCUUGUCCACAUGGGUUCUAGGAUAGAGUGCCAUGGCUCAAAAUUGUCAGGGGCACUGACGCCCGACAAAUCCAGGCUAGAGAGAGGGCCCAGUUUUUUCACAGUGCAUGCCUUCUUGUAAAACAGCAGUUUGAAAUAGGGGCAGCAGUUAGGAUUUUCUUUUCCCUUUCAAAAACGAGUGCUGCAAAAAGUAAAAAAAUAAAAGUGGACAGCGAGUGUUGGGUUUUCAACAAAGAAUGGAAUGCAAAAUAUUUUUUCACAAACAUGAACUUGAAGGCUGUAUGCCUGAUUUGUCAGGAGAGCAUUGUGGUGUUCAAGGAAUACAAUCUGAAUCGCCAUUUUUCAACAAAACAUCCUAAUUAUGGCAGCAAUUUAACAACCGGGGAAAGGGCAAGAAAAAUUGAGAAACUCGCCAUGAACUUAAAAACUCAGCAAAAUAUUUAUGGGUGACAAGCUGCAGUUCAGGAAGACACUACAAAGGCAAGUUAUGUUCUGGCAUUUAAAAUCGCUAACCAAAAUAAGCCUUUUGCUGAAGGGGAGUUUGGGAAAGAAUGCAUGGUUGAUGCUGCUGGCAUGCUGUGCCCAGAAUACUAAAACAAAUUUGAGAACAUUAGUUUGUCAUGAAGAACUAUUUCUCGCCAUGUAGAAGUGAUUGAUGAACAUUUGGCUUCUGAGUUGAGCAAGAAAGCACAGGGCUUUAUGUUGUUUUCAUUAGCUCUCGAUGACCGCUCUGCCAUUAAGGACACAGCACAGUUACUGAUAUUUUUCAGAGGAAUUGACGACAAAUUUGAAAUCACAGAGGAAUUUUUAUCAAUGGAAUCAAUGAAAGGCACAACUAAGGGAUCGGAUUUAUAUGAAAGGGUGUCUGGCUGCCUUGAACAUCUGAAGCUGCUCUGGAGUAAACUGGCAAACGUAACUACAGAUGGAUCACCAAAUUUAACUGGGAAAAAUGUAGGACCUUAAAAAAGAAUUCAGAAAAAAGUAAAAGAAGAUGACCCUGAUAAAGAGCCCGGCUAAGCAGCAGUUCUGCAGAAAAGGACCUGGGGAUUACAGUGGAUGAGAAGCUGGAUAUCAGUCAGCAGUGUGCCCUCAUUGCCAAGUAGGCUAACGGCAUAUUGGGCUGUAUUAGUAGGAGCAUUGCCAGCAGAUUGAGGGAAAUGAUUAUUCCCCUCUAUUCACACUGGUGAGGCCACACCUGGAGUAUUGUGUCCAGUUUUGGUCUCCUCACUACAGAACGUUUGUGGACAAAUUGGAGAGAGUCCAGUGGAGGGCAACAAAAAUUAUUAGGUGGUUGGGGCACAUGACUUAUGAAGAGAGGCUGAGGGAACUGGGGUUAUUUAGUCUACAGAAGAGAAGAGUGAGGUGGGAUUUGAUAGCAGCCUUCAACUACCUGAAGGGGGGUUCCAAAGAGGACGGUGCUUGGCUGUUCUCAGUGGUGGCAGAUGACAGAACAAGAAGCAGUGGUCUCAAGUUGCAGUGGGGAGGUCUAGGUUGGAUAUUAGGAAACACUAUUUCACUAAGAGGUGGUGAAGCACUGGAAUGGAUUACCUAGGGAGGUGGUGGAAUCUCCAUCCUUAGAGGUUUUUAAGGCCCGGCUUGACAAAGCCCUGGCUGGGAUGAUUUAGUUGGUGUUGGUCCUGCUUUGAGCAGGGGAUUGGACUAGAUGACCUCUUGAGGUCUCUUCCAACACUAAUCUUCUAUGAUAAGAACAUAAGAAAGGCCAUACUUAGUCAGACCAAAGGUCCAUCUAGCCCAGUAUCCUGUCUUCCAACAGCGGCCAAUGCCAGGUGCUGAAUUACAACAAAUCUCGCUACAGAUCCCAGAUAACUGACCAGCAUCUCAGCUCAGUAUUGCAGAUUUCCACAAGAAUGACACUGGACUUUGAUGCCAUUGUAAAGAAGGGUGACCAGCUGCAUUGUUCACAUUAAUCAAAGAGGGUGUGGGAAGGGGUUAAGUUUGGUUUAAUUAUUGUAAUACAUUAUUAUGAUGGUAUACUUAUAAUAGUAAGUAAGGUUUUAUGUUUAUUUCCACUAAAACGUAUCUUUAUUAAAUAGAGUUUAUUUGAA